Messenger RNA from Anneissia japonica, 6705 nucleotides. Its product is annotated as AN1-type zinc finger protein 6-like. The transcript has 4 exons. The record is from RefSeq and is a predicted model, not a curated record. Bases 174 to 767 code for a protein of 197 amino acids. Gene Ontology annotation, molecular function: DNA binding; zinc ion binding. Lineage: Eukaryota; Metazoa; Echinodermata; Crinoidea; Comatulida; Comatulidae.
GUGUCCUUCGCACUCUAACCAAUUGGCAACGAAGUUUAACGUCACAUGAUCUCUAUAGAGAGAGCUUGAUAUGUAAGCAGAGAUCAAAAAGAGAGAAAUAACGUAUUUUGAGAGAAGAAACGCCUAGGAAUUAUAUCUAUUUUUGUAAUUUGUUGGGUUACCAAGGCUCAUUCAUGAUGGAUAGUGGUAACGGCAGUAAAGAAAUGAGCCCUUCGAAUUUAUGUCGGAAUGGCUGCGGUUUCUAUGGAAAUGCUGCAUCAGAAGGAAUGUGUUCAAAAUGCUUCAAAGAUCACCUGAGGAAAAAACAAAAUUCACCUGUUCAGACACUACAUGCCGUUGCCUCUAGCAAUACCAGUCCAGCCAGUAAUAUGACAGUAUCAUCCACACUUAGCAAUGCAGUUUCUGCAUCAAUGUCUAUUUGUUCAUCAAUUUCACGUGACAGCACAAAAUCAGAACGACAAGAAGAGAAAAAGAUAGCAGAAGAUACAGCAUGUUCUAAUGUAAGCACAGAUAGCGUAGACUCAUCUACAGUGUGUGCCGAAGAAGAAUCACCCGACGGAAAAAAGAAAUCAAAGAAAAAUAGAUGUAAUACAUGCCGCAAGAAAGUGGGACUCACAGGUUUUCAGUGUCGGUGCGGUGGUCUUUAUUGUAGUAUACAUCGGUAUUCUGAUAAACACGAGUGUUCCUUUGAUUACCGAAUGCUCGGACAGGAAGAAAUUAGGAAAAAUAACCCAGUCAUAGUUGGCAAGAAAAUUCAGAAGUUGUAACAGGAAAAAAUGGAGGGAUGGACUUAACUUUUGCGCGUGUGUUCAUUUUCAUUUUUUCAUUAGCCAUACACAGCCUUAUGGAUAACAUAGUGAGCAAUUGCAUACAAUAGAACGUAUAAUUGCUCUUUCAUUUUCAGCGUGUUUCUAUGCUCGUAUAAAUCUGAAUUAAUCUGAGUAAAAUCAUGGUGGUGAUACAACAUUUACCUGACUAAAAUUUGUUCGCACUCCUUAGAAAACAGUUGAACUUUGGACGGGUGUCGCUACGUAUCUAUAGACAUCGACAAAAGAUUUCUGUUGUGAUUUACUCUUGUCAUCACUCAUAUGUAUUGAUCAUACUUAACAUAGAUAUAGUUGCAACAAAGAUUAUCAUAUGAUUAUGUAAAAAAAUUACUCAAAACACCGUAUCAACAAAAUAUAUUUAAAGGAUAACAUAGUUGAUAUUUAGUAUCAAUUAUUAUAUGGUUUGUUAAACACAUAAUCUUUAUUAUUUGAAAAUAUUAUCUAUUGUAUUUUUGGGUAAGCAUUUUACCUGUGCUGAAAAUUGAGCAACAGGAAUUGUCACCAAGUCUGCUUGGAUUGCUGUUUGCGACAUACGCAAUCCUUAGUUGCCGAGUUGCCGUAAUCAGCCAGGGAAUGAUAUUUUUGAGUACAAGCAAUUUUGAAAGAGAAAACUGAUUAGUCAUAACCAUAUUCCCUACCACAUCUGCUGUCAAUAAUAAGCUAGAAACAGUUUGAUGUGACUUUACGCUGGAUGCUAUGUUGAAUUUUGUAAUGUACUGUAGUCUUAUCAUCAUUCUAUUUGUCGCUUAUACAUGUUAUUGAACUUAUAUGUAGGAUUUUCUCUAAAGAAAUGAUAACCGCUUGGAAUAUUUGAUUUAAAACUGCCAGGUUUUUCUCAUUAAACGGACUCUCAUCAUCUUCUGGCACUUACUAUAAGACGCUGCAAUCUUUAACAUUUUAAUUUUAUAAGCAGUUACGAAAAAAACUCGCAAGAUUUUUGCAUUGCCUUUCUCAUUUGUUAGUCUAUUUACAGAAGUUGAUCUGCGUUGAAAUUUGUUGAUAUCUUGAGUUUGUCUCUUCAGGUUUGAGAGGAAACUGAUGAAUAGAUCAGAAAUUAUCAGUAUGAGUUGAUUCCGUCAUCUGGAUCAGGUUGCAAUUUCAACCUAUUAUGUGAUUUCCUUCUCAAUACUCCCAGAACCAACAUCCCUUCAGUCCUCGUUAGACAUUCUAAAUGCAUUAGUCACCACUACUUAACCAAGUGGUUAUUUUCGUGAAGCAACAUUUGACUUGGAGUUAGAAGACAACAUCGAUGAAAGAACUGAUCAUUAUUUAUGAUUAUGACAAAGUGAAACCUUACUUUGUCGUGAGAAGGAAGUAAAUUGAUAGAUAUCAUUUUUGAAAAGGGCAGAGCUUUCAGUGGUAGCUCAGUCAUUAGUGUUUAUGCAAACCAUUCACUAACAUCAGAUAUUGAUAACAGAUUAACAUGCAAGUCACUGCUUUUUCAGUUGUGGACACGUCCACCUCACUGCCCAACAUGUUUGAUGUGGCUGUUUUUUCAAUAGAAUCAUCAUACAAUUUUACCUCCAGCUUAUAGAUUUCAAUCUGUCCAUAUUUUUUUCAAAUUUCAAUUCACUGUACAAAUUUUAUAGGAUAGGUAUGAUUGCAAUAUUACUCAUACCAUCAGCAUAUUCUCCAGAACUUAAUAUCUGGGUUAACUCAGUCACAUGGUACUGUAGUGUCAAGGGGUUGAUCAUAUCCUAAGGUUGAGGGUUAACCAUCUGAUACAACAAAAGAGUUAAUUCCUAAUUAUUUAUUAGCAAUAUUUCAGGUAUACACAAAUUGAAAAACAGUCCAUCAAAAUGGCUUAUAUUGUAUUAAAUAUAUUUAGUGUAUAUAGGCCUGGUGGAUUGCCUAAAAUAUGUUCAGUUAACGAGGCUUUCCAAUUGUAUAACAACAGCCUUGAUGGGAUCUAAACUACAACUCUUAAAUAUUGCAACAAGCAGACUCAUAUAUUAUGUUGUAACAUCAAAUGUAUUAACUGAAUAGUGAAAAGUAGACAUUUACUUUGAUGCAAUUAUGGAAAGUAGAAUGUAUAUUGCAAAAUCGUAUUUUAUAGAUUUAUUACCCCAAAAAGCAAAUUGGGUAUCCAAAAAAGUAGUGCAGAUGUGUACAGUAUAAAGGUCAAAUCGCACAGCAUCAUACGACGAAGCCCGGUGUAAAUCAUUGUCGGGGACAGUCUUAAGCUGUCGUGAGAAAUAUUAAACAUGUUUAAUAUUCUACAAGGUGACGAUGCAAACCAUCGUGUCUGCAUUUAACUCGCACAGGCCCGACACAACAACAAAUCACAUUGGGGUGCGUUGUACAAAGCUGUCUGAAUUGGCCUUCAGGCACAUUCACCAUACGAUAGCAAAAGUGAUACAUAUUCUAAUUGAGAAAAAUACUCAGUUAUGCUAUAUUAUAAAUUAUUCAUAUUUGUUUGAUGAAUAUGUAUUAACCCUAAUAACACUCAGCUUGGUGCACAGUCCUUUGUUCCUAUUGAAUUGUGUACAGAAAUUGCAUAAAAAUUGCACUAUUUAUUUUGUUCAUAACUAAUAAUUUUAUGCAUUUUAUAUUAUGGUGCAUGUUUACCUAAUGAAUAUUCAGUUUGCCCUAAGUACAGAUAUUUUUUUUUCAGACUAGAUCAUCAUUUCGUUGCAUUAUUUAUUUGUGCAUUUUUAGUACGUCACAGCCAGGCAAACACAGAAACAAGCUGUUGCAUUAAAUGCAUGAGUGUAAACAAUGCUAGGGAUCUACAAAGCAUUGGAUAGAUAUAAGAUCUGAGUGGUGUUUAUUGACAACAUGAAUAUGUAUGUAUCCUAAUGAAUAUUUAGUAAUCUAAUGAAAUUUGCUGUUACUGUAGAUAAGACUGAUUGCCUACAUUGGGUUUGUCUCAGGAAAUGCUUGAAAAUACCAUCUAUCUGUCAGCCCAUUACUUCUAGAUGUGUUUCUUAGUGUGGCUACAAUUUGUUCCUCCCUGCUAAUAGAGAUGUGUAUGGAUAUUGAAAUAACUUGAAGGGGUGGGCGUAUUUGGAGUUGGGAUGGGUGAGGUAGGGAGAUAUUGCAAAGGGGAGGGGGAUUUUUUACUGCAGCGUAAAAAGUGAUACUCCCUUCAUGUAGCAUAUCAUUUAUUUCUCUUUUCACAUGACAUAACAGAACAAUACAAGAGUAAAUCAAUGAAGCAGGAUUGCCUAAAUUUUAUAAGAGGCUCUCCACAUAGAUCUUGCUCACAAUUGUUAUGUUUGAAAAUCAUGAGUAGAAAUACAUAGAUAUAGAAUUAAUCCAUUUUUUUCCUGUUUAUCUAUUUUUUGUCUUUGGUUUUUUAUUAUCCUUAUUUAGAAUGUUAUCAAUGUGUUACUUUUCUUCUAUUCAUUGUCGUGGUUUGGUUUUCCCUACAUAUCAACCAUUUACUAUUUCUAGUGGUAUCAUAGUCAUAAUAUUAAUAAUCAAAAAAGAUAAUAUUGGUCAUAGUAGUUGUAUUAUAAGAGGUUUCCUGAAAAAUACAGUUAUUAACAAGAAUUAUUUUAACAAAUAUUACGCUCAAGACCUUUAUUUUUCGCAAAAUGUCUGGAAUUGAAAGGGAAAUUUAGCCAAUAUGUAUUUUUAUCAAGUCAUCACUUGGCUUCAAUGUGUGUAAUUCUCUUUAAAAUCCAAGUAAGGGUUUUGUUUUUCUGUUGUAUUAUUCUCUGGUUGAUAUUCACGUGUAGUGUAUUUACUCUAGAAAGCAGAAUAUAACAUUUCCUUAUUUCAGUCUUAUUCUCUAUGAUCUUGGAUUUUUAAAUUAAUUUGAAAAUACUUGAUUGUCUCUUGUUUUUUGAAUGAGUGUUCCUAUAGUAUGUGCUUUGACAGACUACUUACAGUAAAUCGAUCACGCGAUAUGAAUAGAAACCAACAGUGUAUAAACUGAAGAGCAAUUUGAGAUGUGGGAUUAUAAGAUUAAUGGAUUCAUAAGAUUAUCUAAUAUUCCUUUAAUACUAUUCCUUAAUGUAUACUUUAAUCAUAUAGAUUAAGACUUUAACUGCAGACCACAUCUAGUCUUGCAUUGCUCUAUCAGAAAAGUAUUUCCCUUGUUAUUUCCUGAACAUGCAUAGGUUAAAUUUAUAUGCAGGUACAUAUGAUUUUGCUUGGGAUAUUGGUGUGGCUUGUUCCUGUUGCAAAAGAUAAUGGACGGUGGUUUUGAUAACACAGCUUUUGUGGAGGUUUUGAACUUUGACCUCCAUGUUUAGAUUCAAGACCUACCCUUCUCUACAGUUCAGUGAGUCUUUUGUAAUGGAAAGUUGCAUUGUUGGCCAAGCGAAUCAAAUUUAUUAAAAUAAAUGCACAGUUUUGAAAGUAAGGCAAGGCAAGGCAGUCGUAACCAUUCAUCCAGUUUCUUUGACACACAUAAUUAUUAAAAUUCUGUAUAUCAUACAAAGCAAAUUAUAUUAUUUUUUAACAAUUGGUUUUAUUUGUUACAAAAAGAAAAACCAUUUAUGAUAUUUUAUUAUAUGGAGAUGAUUGUUUUCAACUUUGGAUAUUAAUUUUGUAAAUGAAUAUACAGUUAUUAUUUGAAUAUUUAUUUGCUCAUUUAGAAUUUCUAUUUCGAUUACAACGUGAUUUUGUUUGAGUAAUGUUCACCAAACGUUUUAAUUUGAGUAGUUUCUGAUAGCUAUUUAAGAUAUUCAAUGACUGUUACUGUAUGGAGCAAUUUUUUUAAUGGAAUGCUCCGAUUAGCAGUCACAGAACAAUCGGCUAAUGACGCUUGCGUGAAUAAAUGCAUGGCAUUUCAAUGCUAUAUUUGCUAGAGAUAAACGAUAUACUGUAGUGGAAAAUAUACAUGAACAUCAACUAUACCCGAAAGUAGAUGGAAUUCAAUUUCAUAGGUUGUAUUUUUACAUAGAGGUUUUACGAGAUUACCAUAAUUUGUUUGGUGUGUAAUAUGUAGGCUUGGUCAAAAUUUAUAAGCGCAGUAAAAACUGGGCAGUUACAGUUGAUUUGGUCAUGUUUUUGAGAUUUUAAGCAGCGCAAGUUAAAAAUUUAAAAAAUAUAUAUAUUGAUCAAAUAUUGAAUGCAAUUUUCAAAAGAAUGCCUUUUUUUUUGUUAUUGUCACAAAUAUAUUUAGUGUAUUUUUGUUCGAUGUAGAUGAUCUUUUUGAGAAUGGUUUGGCAACCUGGUGUUUAUAUAAGUUGGGAAGUAAAAAACCGUAUUUAAAAUUAGGUGAUAACAAAUGAUUGAUGAUUGUUUAUCCAAAUUGUAGUACUGUACAGUUGUUCCUCUGAAAGUGUGGUGGGGAUCAUGUGAGCCAGCCCAUUGUAUGCUAAACAAUGCAUCUUAAUUGGUCGCAGCAUUUUAAAUAACAAUUUAAGUAUUUAUAUAAAUACACACAUAUAUAUACUUUGAUGUAAUUGUGUAUAUAUGUCUGUAUGUAUAUUUGUGUAUAUGUAUUUAUGUAGGCCUAUGAGUAUAAUGAAGGAUUCCUUCACUAUUCAAAUUUCUUAACUGCAGCAAGCACUCAAUCACACUCACUUGAAGGUUGUAAUUGCUUUAUGAUCGUAUAAUCUUUAAAAAUUGGGUGUUUAUAAAAUUUACUUGCCUUGUGUGUAACAAAACCAAGACUUUUAAUUUGAUUUAAGAAAUUGAAUAUUUUGGGCGUCAUGUUUCAAUUCCGUGUCCUAUAUGUGGGUUUUUUUUUAACCCUGUGAUAUUAUUCAAACUAUGAUUUUAAAAACAGCAGGAAAAAAAGAAAAAAAAAACGAUUUAGAUUUAUGUUUAGAGAGUGAAGAGGGUCAUGGUGAUGUGCGUACAUUUAGUAUAUGAUUAAAAACAGGGGAUUUUAUGUGUUGAUAGCCACUGAUGAUGACCUAGGUGUCUCCGUGUAUUGAGAUCUACAUAAAUUAUAUAAAUAAAUUUCUGAACAUUAUUA